This is a messenger RNA of Branchiostoma floridae (Florida lancelet), 1970 nucleotides long. Its product is annotated as zinc finger protein OZF-like. The transcript has 2 exons. Gene Ontology annotation, cellular component: nucleus. The record is from RefSeq and is a predicted model, not a curated record. NCBI's taxonomy places the organism in Eukaryota, Metazoa, Chordata, Leptocardii, Amphioxiformes, Branchiostomatidae. Bases 128 to 1423 code for a protein of 431 amino acids. Gene Ontology annotation, molecular function: RNA polymerase II transcription regulatory region sequence-specific DNA binding; DNA-binding transcription factor activity, RNA polymerase II-specific. Gene Ontology annotation, biological process: regulation of transcription by RNA polymerase II.
GUCUCACCUUUGACCCGUCAGAGAGCUGACUUCCGCCAUUUUGCUCUGUCAUCAUCGGUAUCGUCUCCAAACUGAAACGAUUUGUGAGGAAUUACAGACGUCGUGCAGACCACUAACCCCCAUAGAGAUGGAGGAGUUCACAUCUGUGCCUGCAAUUCAAGAGCUUCAUGCGGAACAUACUGCCAAUGAGACGCAAAUCAAGGAGAAGGAGACAGGCCUGCAGCCGGAAACUUGUGAUGUGAACUUUCCCCAACCCGACAAAGAAUCAACCUCACAGAAGAGCAAGGAGAGAAAAUGCACUGGUAAGGAACCCUUCAUGUGUGGAGAGUGUGGAUACCAAACGGUUAGGAAGGACCACAUACUCAGACAUAUGAGAACUCAUACAGGAGAAAGACCCUACAAAUGUGAUCAGUGUGACUAUUCUGCUGGACGAAAAUCCACAUUGGACAGGCAUCUUGCAAACCACGCCGGUGUGAAACCUUAUGCAUGUGGGGAAUGUGGGUAUAGGACAGCUAAAAAGGCCCACUUAUCCCAGCAUAUGAGAAGCCAUACAGGUGAAAAACCUUAUAGAUGUGACCAUUGUGACUAUUCUGCUACCAAUAAACGCACUUUGUGCAUGCAUAUACAAUCAAAACAUACCGAUGAGAAACCCUUCAUGUGUGGAGAGUGCGGGUACAGAACCAAUCAGAAGUGUCACUUAGCUGUACACAUGAGGAUCCAUACUGGAGAAAAACCCUACAAGUGUGACCAAUGUGACUAUUCUGCUGCUGUAAAAUGUACUUUAGACCUACACCUCGCAAAUCACACUGAUAAGAAGCCCUACAUGUGUGGGGCAUGUGGGUACAGGACGGUUACAAAGUACAAGUUAUCCCAACACACAAGAACGCAUACAGGAAAUAAACAAUACAAGUGUGACCAAUGCGACUAUUCUGCAAAGGCAAAAUUUACUUUAGACCAACAUCGAGCAAAACACACUGGUGAGAAACCUUACAUGUGUGGGAAAUGUGAGUACAGAACAAGUCAUAGAGGUCAUUUGAUAAGCCAUAUGAAUACCCAUACAGGAGAAAAACCCUACAAGUGUGACCGUUGUGAUUAUUCUGCAGCACGGAAAUCGCAGUUGGACAUCCAUCUAGCAAAACACACUGGUGAAAAACGUUAUAUGUGUGAGAUUUGUGGACAUAGAACAGCAGACAAGAUUUGCCUUACCCUACACAUAAGAACUCAUACAGGAGAAAAACCCCACAAGUGUGACCAGUGUGAUUAUUCUGCGGCACAGAAAUGUUCUUUGCGAAAGCAUAUAGCAAAACACACUGGUGAGAAACCCUACAUGUGUGAGAGGUGUGGGUUCAGAACAGCGAGAAAGUCUACUUUAUUCCAACAUAUGAAAAUCCAUACAGACACGGGAGAAAAACUACAGGUGUGACCAGUGUGACUUGUUAGUACUUAAGCAUACAUGUAUAACAUUGUACAUUGUAAAUGCUAUAGUACUUGUGCCCCCUUUGUACAUAUACCAUAAUCCUCGUUGUAUCUGUUUCUACAAACAGGUAGAAAUAAAAAAAAUACCUUAUACUGUACAUGUACAGAUGUAUGUGGUAGUUUUUACACUUAAUAUAGUUGCUCUACUUAAGCAAUACUUAAUUGUUUUUAAUUUCUGUAAACAUAUAGACCACCUUUCCUUUUUUAAACUUCACUGUGGAAACGUUUUUUUUAUUUGAACCUUUAUAUAUUCAUGAUAGCUCCAAUCGGCUAACAGGCCGCUUUUGUGAACAUAAGACUCUCUCAUAAUUAGGAAUAGUUAGGAAUAUUCAGAAUAAAAAAUGAGUGUUUCCAACCAGUAGAAACUCUGUGCGAUCCUGAAGAUCAAGUGGCAAUAUUGGAAAGAAUUUCCCAAACAUUAUAGCAUUGAAUAAUGAUGUAUGCUGCAUCGUUAGAUUGUGCAUGAAAAGUAUGUAUGGAUAAUAAACUAUUCU